CGAUGCAAUAAUACUAAUCAUACUGUUUUCUCCAACCGUUGGCUAUCGCCAUACAAGGCGUGACCCAUUUGAUGAGCGGGCAACCUUCACAUUCUGAGCUUGUGCAUGCUCACGCAGGACCCACACGAGAAAUGGACCAGAUCUCUCACACGUGUCGUACCUCCGCACGUGCGCGAAUCACCUCUUCGUUUCGUCUCUCCUCUUGUUAACCGUCGUAGCUCUUGAUUGAGAGAGAGAGAGAGAGAGAGAGAGAUGCCUCAGCCGAGGAAAGAACCAUGCAAGAAGGAAGCCUGCGACAUUCAAGCUUGCCUCACCAAGAACAACUUCAACCCCCAAAGGAAAAUGGGGGUGGAGGUGGGUUUAUUUGCCAGCGGCUGCAGCGAUGGAUAUGGAUCGGGAUUUGGAGCCAAAAUGGUUGGGUGGUCUGCAAUUUUCCUUUCAACCACUGGGGUAGGAAUGUGAUCUUCACUCCUCAGAUCCAAUGGUUUAGAUGGUCACUAGGUGGAGAUUGCUCUCAAUCAACAGGUGUGGUUGGAUGGUGCCUGAAAGUCGUUGAACUGCUGCAAUCAUGUUGUGAGAAAUGCAAGUAUAAUUCCACGCAUUGUGCCUCUCUCUCUGGGCUCCUGAAAACAAAUAACAAGCAAGGCAAAACCAAGGACAACAAAACUACCAAUGCCAACGAGCAGACUCGCUUAAAUUCAAAAGCACAUGGCAUUAUCAAUGCAUAAGUUGUAAAUAAUACAUUCUUUUUUAACAAAUGUAGCUUAAAAAAGCUGAAUAUCUCAAAAGAAAGAAAGAAAAGAAAAGAAA
Magnolia sinica is the source of this 810-nucleotide messenger RNA. RefSeq lists its product as uncharacterized. The transcript has 5 exons. NCBI's taxonomy places the organism in Eukaryota, Viridiplantae, Streptophyta, Magnoliopsida, Magnoliales, Magnoliaceae. The coding region runs from base 276 to 728 and encodes 150 amino acids. The record is from RefSeq and is a predicted model, not a curated record.